Molecule: messenger RNA, 580 nt
Organism: Priapulus caudatus
Lineage: Eukaryota; Metazoa; Priapulida; Priapulimorpha; Priapulimorphida; Priapulidae
Product: superoxide dismutase [Mn] 3-like
Biological process (GO): superoxide metabolic process
Molecular function (GO): metal ion binding; superoxide dismutase activity
Source: RefSeq, a predicted model, not a curated record
UCCUACUUCGGUUCAGGAUAUGUGUGGCUCUGCCGUGAUUUUAACAUCGGACACGGCUCUCACUUAAUGAUAGCGACUACCGCCAACCAGGACUCCCCUCUCUCUGAGGGACUUCACCCAAUUCUGGGCAUCGAUCUAUGGGAGCAUGCGUACUACCUGAAGCACCAGAAUGCUCGAGCUGCCUACAUCGACGAUUGGUGGCGUGUUGUUAGCUGGGAUGCUGUAGCUCAGCUGGACAAGUGGUGGUCAAAGAGGAACAUGCACGACGAACUGUGAACGCGCUCGGCACAAUUUGGUUAAUUUCCUAUCUAUGUCUAACCCCAUCUGUAUACUGCACACUGUCGUUGUGUGAUGUUUGCUGAAUUGCUAACAGUGUGCACGGCAGCCAUAUUGCCGUUAUUCAGCCAGCUUUCCAACCAUCAGUCCCUUGCUUUGAUUUGCUAUAGGCACUGCAUUCAGUUCUUGGCAGUGCAAAGCGAGUUUGUGUAUUUAAAUUUAUACCCACAGCUACGUUGCAGGACAUAUUAAGAGGAAAUCAACGUGUGUUUACUCGCUCUGCCGUGGUGCAGUAGCACCGGUA